CGCGGCGCGGCAGUGCUGAGUUAGCCGUCGUGGACCCCGGACGCCCUGCCCUCGCCUCCAUGCUCUGGCCCCGCCAUGCUCCACUCCUCCGACACACACAAGAACGGCUUCGUCCCCGGGGGCAACAAGGCGGACUCGGGCGCGGGUCGCGAGGUGGCGGCACACCCCAGCGAGCUGCAGCCCCUCAACAAGGACGAUGGCAGUAACGGCGACGCCCCCAGCGACGGUAUGGAAGUGCGGGUAACCAUCCGAGAGAACCCGCUGGUGGAGGGUGACGAUGCAUGGGGCACCAGCAACAACCCCCAGCAGCAGCAGCAGCAACAACAACAGCAACAGCAGCAACAGCAACACCUGCCUGCAGUCAUUCAGAAGCGCCGCAAAAGAACGCUUCUGGAGCGGUACCUCAUUGCGACGACGGUCCUGUUAUCUGUGGCCUGCGUGAUCUCCGUGGUGCUCCUGUUGUACCAACCUACUGACACAGAUUCGUCAAGAAUAUGUUUAACCGAAGAAUGUGUAAAGACAGUGCCCAAGGACGCUGUUGUGCAGUCACAAAGGCCUGUUGUUUGGCCUCCUGACGAGAUGAACUCAAGGUCGGCACUCAAGACCCCUGUGGCUACGUAUGACCAUGCUGAGACCAGGCUUUGUGUCCUUUGUGUCAAGAAACAAGAACAGGACAUGUUGCUCUAUGUUUGGAGAGGCAUAGACAAAUGUGCAGAUAAGAUCACAUCAAAUCUAGCUGCUCGACGGUCUCGAAGAAUAAGAUUGUGUUGGGGGAUUUUCUCAAAACCUGCGGGUUCUAUUCAUCGUAUUUCUGGCUUAGGGUCUGAUGAUUCACAAUCACUUAUAAAGAUUGCCUUUUGGUACAUGAGUCAAUUUAGCCGUCGUUAA
Messenger RNA from Penaeus chinensis, 888 nucleotides. RefSeq lists its product as uncharacterized. The record is from RefSeq and is a predicted model, not a curated record. The transcript has 5 exons. NCBI's taxonomy places the organism in Eukaryota, Metazoa, Arthropoda, Malacostraca, Decapoda, Penaeidae. The coding region runs from base 76 to 888 and encodes 270 amino acids.